This is a messenger RNA of Trichomonas vaginalis G3, 735 nucleotides long. RefSeq lists its product as uncharacterized. NCBI's taxonomy places the organism in Eukaryota, Parabasalia, Trichomonadida, Trichomonadidae. The transcript has a single exon. Bases 1 to 735 code for a protein of 244 amino acids. The record is from RefSeq and is a predicted model, not a curated record.
AUGAGUUCUGAAGAAACAAAGACAAAGUACGAAGAAUAUUGGGGAAAAGUGGCUGACGAAAUAAAGAAAUUAGAAAAUCCAAAUGAAAUAGAAUCUUUGUUAGCAGGAAAUCUUGCUGAAACAGAAAAGAUAGAUAAAGAAAACGGAUUUUUAUGGUUCCAAUCAUUAAUUCUUAAAAUGAAACCAAUCGCAAAUGCACAUGUUUCAGGGAAUAUUCUAAAAUCUAUUAUUCAGCUAAUGCUUCAGUGGGCAUUUGUAGAUAUAGAUUCAAGAAUGAACAUUGCAGCACAGAUUAUUAACUUUUUAUUAUAUAACUUCAACUCACCAUUAGUGGCUCAAACUCUUCUUGAUUCAGUUUCAACAAUAUUUUUAAGCCAUUCUGAAGACGGCAAACCGCUUGACAUGAACAUUUUCCUCGCUUUACAAUCACCAGUCUUUUCUUACUCCGUUAGUGAACAAGAAAAUGCUGAUUCUGUUUUAGAAAUUUGGUUCUUCAGUUUAUGCGCAACCUAUGCAUCAAAUAUCUUCGGAUCUGAUAAGAAGCUUGCAUUAGCCUACUUCAAACUCAUGAACCAUGCUUUCUUCCAAGAUGCAGUUUUUCCAAUUUCCAUGGAUGUUCUACAAGGAUCUCCUGUUUCCAGCAAAUUCAGAAAGAUCCAGGAACAAAUAAGAUCAGCAAUUGCUGCAGUUGCCGUACAAAUUGAAGAACAAGAAUUGCAGAACGAAAGUGUUUAA